Helobdella robusta is the source of this 1565-nucleotide messenger RNA. RefSeq lists its product as hypothetical. Gene Ontology annotation, molecular function: cysteine-type deubiquitinase activity; ubiquitin binding. The record is from RefSeq and is a predicted model, not a curated record. NCBI's taxonomy places the organism in Eukaryota, Metazoa, Annelida, Clitellata, Rhynchobdellida, Glossiphoniidae. Gene Ontology annotation, cellular component: nucleus. The transcript has 9 exons. Gene Ontology annotation, biological process: protein K48-linked deubiquitination. The coding region runs from base 91 to 864 and encodes 257 amino acids.
UUUUUAGUUUUUAAAGUUUGACAAAUUAGCUCGAAAUUCUUUUCGUUUAUUUUUUAGGACAAAUAAAUUAUCAAUUGCACUAAAUUUGUAAUGGCGGAACACACUGAUUUUCACUACAACUCAGAUGUAAACUAUGACGAAGCAACUAUGAGGCAGCAGAGAGACAUUGAAGAAGAAAUUAUGAAUUCUCAGCUUCUGAUUGGUGAAUUAGAAGAUUUAGGUAAUUUGGAGACCGAGAUGGCUUCUGAUGACAUAUUUGUCAGAAAAGUUCAGAUCUUAAAACAGAGGUACUCAAACUUCAGGAGAGUGAGAGGUGAUGGCAAUUGCUUCUACAGGGCUUUCGGUUUUGCAUGCCUCGAAAACUUCCUCGACAAGCCUGAGGAAUGCCUGCGGUUUCGAGAUGUAGCUACAGGGUGCAAAGAUGAAUUAGUAUCGCUCGGCUUUCCUGAGUGUACCGUUGAGGAUUUUUACACUGUCUUUGUGGAAACCCUUGAUUUGAUAAAUUCUGAAAAAUCACUUGAGAAGCUGUUAGAAGUGAUAAAUGACCAAAGCACUUCUGAUUACAUCGUCGUUUUCCUAAGGCUGUUGGUGUCAGGCCAUCUCCAGCAGAAUAGUGACUUCUAUUCUUGCUUCCUUGAAGAUCAUAAAACCAUGAAGGAUUUCUGUUCUCAGGAAGUGGAGCCAAUGAACAAGGAAAGUGACCAGAUCCACGUGAUUGCCCUGACCACGUGCACCAACAUUGGGGUACGAAUCGAAUACCUGGACCGCAGUGACAGCCUAAAUAAUCACGUGUUCCCUGAUAACCUCACCCCCUCCAUCACACUCAUGUACAGGCCCGGCCACUACGACAUUUUGUAUAAGUGAAUUAGGGAAAUUAGGCAGAUUAGGCCCGAGCUCGAUGAUCGAAGUUUUUAGCUAUUUUUUUUGUCAUUCAUCGAUUCUCUUUCUUAUUUGUUUAUUACUGAUAUGAUUGGCUAGGUUUGUAGCAGUGGUAUGAUUCGUGUGUGUCUUUCAUUUGUUUGUUUGUUAUUUUGUUUGUUCCUCUGUUUGUUAGUCUUGGGUGGUAAAACCUUAUUUAAAUUUUUCAUCAAAUGCUUGAAAAAAAACAUAGCUUAUUUAGUUUGUUUAUUACAAGUCAUUCAUUUUUUUCUAUUUGCUUAUCACACUUAUUUGUCUUCUCUCUUUUUUUGAGUUUUAUAAAAUUCUGAUGAAUUUCUUAUGUCAAAUUCGACAAACACGUCAUAUUAUAUUGUGAGAUGGAUAGUGAAAAUUCUCGAUUCACUGCAAAUUGUUAUUUAAAAAAAUCUUUCGUUUGACAAAAAUAAACAUCACUUCACUACGAAUUCAUUACGUAAUAUUAUUAAUUCUAUAAGUUUAUAAUUAAAUAAAUAGAUUAGUUUCACUUAUUUUUCAUUUUAUUUACUUAUAUAUUUAUUUUAUUCAUUCAUUUAUUUUGGCGAAUUCAGAUAUAUAUACAUAAAUUUUUUCUCACGGUUUCGUCAAUUCAGACUGCAUUUGAAUGAAAUUCCAAAUUCAAUGGAUGCUAUUAAUAAAAGAUUAGGUGA